AUGUCUCAGAGCGAUGCUGAGCGCAUCCAAAGCAGCCAGGCCAAGGGCGGCGGCUAUAUGGGUUCAGGUGGCUUUGCCGCCAAAGCCCAAUCUGCGGCUGCCAAAAACGCGAAUGCUAGCUCUGGACAGGGCACAGUGACACAGGGAAGUAACGACAGCGGAGGCACUGGCAAGAAGUAG
Messenger RNA from Diaporthe batatas, 180 nucleotides. RefSeq lists its product as uncharacterized. Bases 1 to 180 code for a protein of 59 amino acids. The record is from RefSeq and is a predicted model, not a curated record. NCBI's taxonomy places the organism in Eukaryota, Fungi, Ascomycota, Sordariomycetes, Diaporthales, Diaporthaceae. The transcript is spliced from 2 exons.